This is a messenger RNA of Eurypyga helias (sunbittern), 645 nucleotides long. Its product is annotated as dnaJ homolog subfamily B member 8-like. Gene Ontology annotation, molecular function: ATPase activator activity; Hsp70 protein binding. Gene Ontology annotation, cellular component: cytosol; endoplasmic reticulum membrane. Gene Ontology annotation, biological process: protein refolding; positive regulation of proteasomal ubiquitin-dependent protein catabolic process. Lineage: Eukaryota; Metazoa; Chordata; Aves; Eurypygiformes; Eurypygidae. The record is from RefSeq and is a predicted model, not a curated record.
AUGGGGGAUUAUUACGAAGUCCUUGGACUAAAAAGAAGUGCCUCACAGGAUGAUGUUAAGAAAUCCUACCACAAACUGGCACUAAAAUGGCAUCCUGAUAAGAAUCCUGGUAACAAGGAGGAAGCUGAAAAGAAAUUCAGAGCAGUUGCUGAGGCAUACAAGGUUUUGUCUGACCCUCAGAAAAGAUUGGUCUACGACAGGUCUGUUAAGGAGACCAGAUCCAACGGACGAAGAAAUGACAUGGGGGGUCAUAACAGCGCGUUUGUUUCCCCUUAUGUGUUCUACGACCUCAAGAUGUACCCCUUUGGAAGGAUGUGUCCCUUUGUUUUCUGGGACCCCUUUGACAACAUCAGAAGCAAUGGUGAAAACUGGCACAGGACAAGUGGAAGAAGCUCCAGCUUGUUUUCUGACUGUGCAGAUUCAUUUAUACCGUGGAAUUCAUUCAGCCCCAGCCAUCAGCCCACCUUCUUCUUUGCCCAGGGUACAGCUGGGCCACAUGUCAGAUCAGUGUUAACCACUACUGAAGUAACCACUACUGAAGUCACCACCCGGAAAAUCACUGAGAACGGGCAGGAGAGAACAGAAGUGGAAGAAGAUGACCAGCGGUCUGUGAUAAUAAAUGGGAGAGACUACCUGAAAUUGUAA